GAUAUCGACCGUCCAAGAAGAAAAACGGUAGGACUUUCUGUAGUUUGAGGCAGAGGAAUUAAAGUUACCAAGGAGUCCGCUGUUAAGGAUGGACUCUAAGACACCCCCUGAGAACAGAUAAACAACAGUACAGAAACAGCAAGCUGGCUGCAGUCUAAGAGGAUGCUUCCCUUGUCAAGGACAAAUGGAACAUAAAGUUGCUAAGGAUGGGUGGUGCUGGUGUUAGCAAAAAUGUUAGAAAGCCAUAUAAAACCGGUUCCACUAGCGUAUUAGUUGGUGAGGAAGUGUAGUCAGGAGAACUUUUUGCCACAGAAUUGUAAGAUCAUUGAGUCGAUUUUGACAGUUAAUACAGCAGAUAAAAAUAAUAGGCUGAUGGAGUGCAAUGAGAGAGUUUUGUGUGGGACAGGGGAGGUGGAGCUGGACCCCAACAUUGUGAGUGAAGAGGCAGGAAAACUGUAUUCAGAACUACAGACAGUUAUUGAGACCUAUGGUGAAGGUGUGGUGGAGUCGCUGGUACCCAUAUUUGUGUGGGUGCUGGAGGGGCUGGCCAGCUGCAAAGCCCAGCUGAGAGACAGGGAGGAGGAGGCAGAGAGGGAGAGAGCUGAGCGAGAAGAGCUGCUGGAGAGAUACCAAGCAGAGAAAGCACUGAGGAAAGAUAGCCAAGAGAGGUAUCUGGAGCUCGAUGACCAAAUUGAACAAGAGAGGAGAGCCAUGAAGGGGAGGGAAAAGGAAAUAGAACGACGAGGGAGAGAGCUAGAGAAGAAAGCAAGAGAGCAAGCUGAUCAGUUGGUGGCCUUGGAGGAGCAGAAAGCAAAUCUGAGUAGAGAACUGAGCACACUGAGGCAUACUCACAACAAGUUGGCUCACACUUAUCGGGAACUUUUGGAAAGGAGAAAGGAUUCUGAAAGAGAUUCUCCUUUAAGGAAUCAUGUGCGUCCCAAGAAUGCUGAAUUUCCGUCCAACGAAGUUUUGUCAGAAUCCAGUAUUAAUGAAAAGAUGAUUCAAAGACCACAUUCACACUCUGGCCCCCCAUGUCUGGAAGAUCUAGUAGCCAAAGAAAAAAAGACGAUUGACAUUGCAGUGAAGUCCGACCCGGAUCAUUUUGUCAGUGAUAUCAUAAGCUCCACUCCUGAGCUGGCACAGUUUCAUGGCUGUGUGGAUGCAAGCACCCCAGUUAGACCUGACACUGAGGAGCCGCUGAGAGAUGAGUUGGAGGCCAGUUUGGAGGAUGAGAUGAGGGAGGAGAAGGAGGAAGAGAAGGAACACAAAGUAGAAGAGGGAAACACGCAUGAAAAAGUUGAGGAGGAGGAGGAGGUGGAAGAAGAUAGUAUGGAGUGGGAGCUACGCAACACUGACUCUGUGUUUUCUGAACUGUCUGAGCUGAGUCGGGAUUAUGUGGAGAGUGUAGACCGAGGGGCCAGUGUCAGAGGCAGUGCAGACCAGUUUGAGGAGAUUCUUUCUCAUCAUGAGGAACUGAAAGUCACACAUGAGUUAGUAGAAGUUGCCCGCAAAACUUUGAUAUCUCGGGUAGUGGAGCUGACUGAUGACCGUUCAGCUCUUAAACUGGAGGUGACCUCUCUUCAGGAAACGGUCUCACGAUUAGAGGGGCGGAUGAAGGAGAAGGAGGAGGAAACUAAGAGACUUCGCAAAGAACUGGAAAGAUGCCAAUCAGAGGAUCCUGAUGCUUCUCUUCUCGCAUCCACGCGGCACUUCUCUCGUUCUGAAAUGGCUCGUGUUGUUAUGGAGAAGAACCAGUACAAGCAGCGUCUGUUUGAGCUGCAGGAGGCAGUGAGACGUAGUCAGACAAUCAGAGCAACAAAGGAAGAGAGGUUAACAGAGGACAAAAGAUCAAGUGUUUGGAGAAAGUUCAACCGCUUGUUUGGCCUAUCCAAGGAACCCUUAAUCCCACCUCCUGCUUCUGCAUUCGCCCUGCCACAUUCCCCAUCACUGACUCGCUCCCCUCUGGGAUCUCCACAGCUACCGGCUGUCAGUCAGACUCAGGCUGAGUCUGCUUCUCCUGCUGCUCUCUCACCUCGUGUCAGGAGGAGGGAGCUCUACAGAGAAAUUCGCUCCCACAUUUGGGAAACCCUGGGAAAACAGCAGAUGCAUGGCUGGAGCACACCACUGGCAAAUACACAGGAGUCCCAUAAACCUGUUCCAGAGUCUAAAGAUGUGCCUGUUCUAGUGCAGCUCAGACUGUUGGAUCAAAGAGACUCCACUGCAAAGCUGAACUGUGCAGUUGCAGUCGCACCUGAGAUCUCAGGAGAGGCCACAUGUUCUGUGUGGGUAGUUUCUGGUCCUGCCUCCAGCAGUGAUAUUACAGUGAUUGAUCCAGCACGGUCCAACACAGUACUGGAUCAGUUCAGCCUCCCUCCCACAGCUCCUGCACUCUGCAUCUGUGCUGUGCCUCCCAUAGGUGACACUGCUGGAACUGUGUGGAUUGGAACUCAGGAAGGAAGUAUACUGGUACACUCGGCCUCCGCUGGCAGGAGGCGCUGUCUGCAGUCUGUUUCCCUCUCAGAGGGUGUUCAUUCACUCACAUGUUCCCAGGGUCAAGUGGUAGCUGGGUUAGCUGAUGGGACAUUAGCCUUUUUCUCACACAGCUCAGGUGGGUGGAAUCUGCAGUCACACUCAGUGAUGCCACUUGGAUCAAACCCUUUGCAGCCCAUUCGCUGCUGCCUCGCAAAAGGUGGCCGCUUGUGGGUGGGAUAUUGGAACCGAGUCCAUGUGGUUGACAUUGACAGCAAGAAGGUUGAGCAAACAUUCUCAGUCUCUGAACGCAAUGAGCAGCAGGUUCGUUUCCUGUGUGCUGGUGGAAGUGGUGUCUGGACAUCUUGUCGACUUGACCCAAUCCUCAGACUGUUUGACUGGUCCACUGGACGGCCACUGCAGGAAGUUGAUUUUACUGCUUUGGUCACUAAAACAUUAGGCCAACCCUUCCUGACACUCUCACCACUCCAGAUCUCGUCUCUCACAGUCAUUUCUGGCCGUCUGUGGGUGGGUACUGGAGGUGGUGCCAUUUUCUCCAUCCCAUUAUCCAUAACCUCAGAAGCUGUUUCCAUCCCAUAUUGCUCCUUUGCAUCUGCCCAGCUGUGUUACCAUGGACACAGACAAGCUGUCAGAUUCAUCAUUGCUGCACCUGGUUGUUUGAUGACCUCUCCUGGCAGCAACACUGUUACUACCUCUCAGCUUAUCCUCAGCGGAGGAGAGGGCUACAUCAACUUCAGAAUUGGAGAUGAUGCAAGUGACGAAUCAGUUGAGUUGUCCCAAGCUACACCUCAACGGUCUGAACGCAGUCACAUGAUCAUUUGGCAGAAUCCCACCCCUGCUGUGCCCAGCCCUGCCCUCUGAUAUUAUUCAUCUCCUAGUUCUGCGCUUUGGAAUAGGAUCAAGAUGAAGCAGAGGAAUACUGUUCACAAGCAAAGCUAGAGACAACAUUGGAAAUGGUGCUUUCAUGGAACUGAAUGAACCAUCGUCUCAGUGUGGCAGCAUUAAAAGUAUCCUUUAAGAGAAAUAUAGGAUUCACACGGUUUCCUCUUUGUUUACCUCAUUCAUUUUGUACAUCUAUCCUUUGACUGGAUCAUCCUAAUGGAUGAUGAUGCCUUACUCUGUUCCUUCACCUGAUUUUAUAUCAAUACUGUAUAAUGGGUCAGUAAUUCAGAUCAAUUUUACCUUUGCACUAACAAUGCAUUUAGUUUCACUGGCAUAUAGCUUUCUGAUACAUUGUUCUACUGCUUCUUAAAGAACAUGCAGAGUUGUCGUUCACAUCGUUAUUCCACCAAGAGCACCAGAUAUUUCAUAUUUUCAUCAUAAAGUUUAACUUAAUUAUGUGUCUGUUCUUGAAGCUGCUGUGUACAGACCUUGUUGUAAACUGUGAACUGGAAACUGGUAUUAGUCUUCUAUUACUCUUCUCUCAGUGAAAAGUCAAUCAGACCCUUUUGAUCUCAUCUUCUGAUGCUGCAUUGAGACUGGUGAUAACUUUUGUGAUGUGUAUUUUUGCAAUUUCUGACGCAUUUACUCAAACUCUACCCUUCCACAUUGCAUGUGGAGUAAUAACAAAUAACUGCACAUUAUAAAUGUUUGUACAUAUGUGUGUCUGAUAUCCCAUCUCCUAAAUGAACAAUGUCAGUGCCUGUCCUUAGAAAUUAUUUAUUUUCUCCAUCAGCUCUUUGCUUGAUGUCUUUUUUUGAAUGGCAUGAAAUGCUUUUGGUGUCUUCAUUUGUUUUAUGUUUUCAUUUGAUUUCAGUCUGUUUUGUAAAAUAAGGGAGAGAAAUUCUUUCAUUUGCAGUAUUUACAGUAUGUGCAAUUACAAGUUUGCACACACUUGCUGAUGUCAUAACAGCUCCUUAUCCUUCUUGGACUGUGACUUGAGUAUUGGUGUUGACUCCAACUGUGUCCAAACAUUAUUAUCAUUAAAAAUGUC
Molecule: messenger RNA, 4423 nt
Organism: Seriola dumerili (greater amberjack)
Lineage: Eukaryota; Metazoa; Chordata; Actinopteri; Carangiformes; Carangidae
Product: C-Jun-amino-terminal kinase-interacting protein 4-like
Exons: 28
Coding region: 373-3351 (992 amino acids)
Biological process (GO): vesicle-mediated transport
Cellular component (GO): cytoplasm
Molecular function (GO): MAP kinase scaffold activity; kinesin binding; signaling receptor complex adaptor activity
Source: RefSeq, a predicted model, not a curated record